AGGGUUUUCAUCAGCACGUCUGUGUUGUGGUGUCUCAAUGGCGACAGACAUUGUUGAGCAGUUGGCCAACUCUCUGGCCAAGACCGGAGUGGAGGAAGGAGAGCUGAGCUACAAAGGCCAGGGCAGGAAGCUGGAUGAUGCUGAGUCAGUGGAGGACAUGGUGAAGGAGAUCCAGGACUUUGAGGGCUUACAGGCCCUGAGGUUGGAAGGGAACACUGUAGGUGUGGAGGCAGCACAGGCAAUCGCCAAGGCCCUGGAGGCCAAGAGCGAGCUCAGACGUUGUUAUUGGAGUGACAUGUUCACAGGUCGCCUGCGCUCUGAGAUCCCACCUGCCCUGAAUUCCUUUGGUGAUUGCCCUGAUGCUGGCAGGUGCAGGCUGACAGUGUUAGACCUCAGUGACAACGCAUUUGGUCCUGAUGGGGUGAGAGGUAUUGAGAAGUUGCUGAAGCGCACCGCCUGCUACACUUUGCAGGAGCUGCGGCUCAACAACUGUGGCAUGGGCAUUGGUGGAGGAAAGAUCUUGUCUGGAUCGUUGACCCAGUGUCAUAAAAACUCCAGUGCAGUUGGUGCUCCUCUCAGCCUGAAGGUGUUUGUCGCAGGAAGGAACCGACUGGAGAACGAUGGAGCCACCGCUCUUGCUCAAGCCUUCCAGCUGAUGGGCAGCCUAGAGGAGGUUCACAUGCCCCAGAAUGGCAUCAAUCAUGCCGGUGUUACAGCCCUGGCCACUGCCAUGCAGCACAACACCGGACUCCGCAUCCUGAACCUCAAUGACAACACCUUUACUGAGAAGGGGGCUAUUGCUAUGGCUCAGGCUCUGAAACACCUCCGCAGCAUCCAGGUGAUAAACUUUGGAGACUGCCUGGUUCGGCGCGGGGCUCGAGCUAUCGCACAAACAGUAUCCGAGGGACUCCCCAUACUCAAGGAGCUCAAUCUGUCAUUUGGCGAGAUUACAGAGGAAGCAGCUCUGGCUGUGGCAGAGGCAAUAAAGGGGAAGGACCAGCUGGAGAAACUGGACUUAAAUGGCAACUGUCUUGGAGAUGAUGGCUGCAAAGCUCUGAAAGACGCCAUGGAAACCAUGAACAAGACUGAUCUUUUGGGCUCCCUCAGUGAUGAUGAGGGUGAGCCAGAAGAUGAUGAUGAUGAUGCCGACGAAGAUGAGGAUGAAGAUGAUGAGGAUGACGUGGAGGAAGAGGAGGAAGAAGAAGAAGAAGAGGAGGAGGAGGAGGAGGAGGAAGAAGAGGAGGAAGAAGAAAGCAGAGUAGAGAAGAUGUCCACCCCUCCAUCGGCGCCACGGCCGCCAGACGUGUCGUCCUUCCUCAGCUUUCCAUCCCCAGACAAACUGAUCAAACUGGGUCCCAAGAGAGCGUUCCUGAUCGAGCAGCAGGUCGAUGUGACAAAUGCAACAAAAAUGGCUGAAGCUUUUCUUAAGAUUGCGUCAGUGUACAAAGAGGAGAACAGUGAUGUUAAGAGUGCCGUGUUGGAAAGCAUCGACGCCCUCCUGAGGAAGGCCUUUGCCACGCCGUCCUUUCAAGGCUAUGAGUUUGUGUCUUCUUUGUUGGUGCUGCUCGGACUGAUUAAGAGUGAGGACAAGGUGAAGCCCGUGCUCGUGGUUCCUGGACACCUCCACGCGCUCGAGCAGUCGUUCGGCAGGACUACUUCCCCCAAAGAGAACACGGCCGUGCUGGAGGCUUUCAUGUCCCGGUAAGGACGUGGCAGAAUGAGUCCAAUCAACAGGCAGCUCCCAGGAACAACAAGGCCCUGGACUCAUG
Betta splendens (Siamese fighting fish) is the source of this 1769-nucleotide messenger RNA. RefSeq names its product RAN GTPase activating protein 1a (gene rangap1a). The record is from RefSeq and is a predicted model, not a curated record. Gene Ontology annotation, molecular function: GTPase activator activity; small GTPase binding. NCBI's taxonomy places the organism in Eukaryota, Metazoa, Chordata, Actinopteri, Anabantiformes, Osphronemidae. Gene Ontology annotation, cellular component: perinuclear region of cytoplasm; cytosol; nucleus. Gene Ontology annotation, biological process: activation of GTPase activity; nucleocytoplasmic transport; signal transduction.